UGCCAGCCCGGCCUGUGCGCCUCGGCGCCCGGGCGGCGCGGCGGGCCGUUAGGCACAGGGUCUGGGGGCUGGAGGACCUGGUUGCGCAUCCUGGCUGGCUCUUUCAGACUUUUUUGUGACCUUGUGCAAAUUGCUAAGUCUCGGUUCCUCGACGGUAAAAUGGGCUUAAUAAUAUCUGCUUCAGGGUCAAAUGUCUGGAUCGUCGCCUGCAGCGCCAUGCCCGGCCGUUCCAGUGAUCUGUUAGACAUGGGAAUGACUAUCAUCACUGCCUGAGUUUUGACACAAAUGAGGUGCAUGGACAAAGGUCUGUCCUCUGUGGCUAGACAGGUUAGGAUCAUGUCCUGCUAAUUUUCUUAAGUUGUAAACAGCCAUUCUAGAUAUGCAAUAAAUGAUCAAGUUACGACUCAGGGAGGACUCUCUUAUUCUUGGCUGAUAUUUUCCCAGGCAAACCUUGCUUCAGUGAGGUCCUCCCUAGGUGAGAACCGCGAGCUGCUUUCAGGGUUGACUGCUAAGUGGCAGGUAGAACUGCACCCUUCCAGUCACAGGGAGCGGCUGAGCUUUAGGAUGGAGGUGCUGAGGUGGAAUCAGGUGGGGGUGGGGAGAAGAGAGGCCACAUUAGAUGAAAGGCCCUUCUGGCUGCCACAUGCGGGAGGCAGGCAGUCAGAAGUAUCUUUGGAUUAAGAGAGGGGGUCUUGGCCAAUGGAACCUUCUUGUGAAUUAGAAUGGCCUGAGACCACACCACGGUAGACGAAAUGAGAAGUCUGGAGCUGAGGGAGACAGAUCAUUGAGUGAUGAGAUUUUUAGGGUAGGAUAGGUUGGAUACCCUGGGGACAUUGAGAUCUGGGGUGGCGAGGAAAAGAGGGGGCCGCCUCCUUUCUUCCUUUCUCCUGAGAGGGCGCUCAUCCUCUCCUGCUUCCAGUGGCUCAGUGCAGAGGCUCCUGGAGGCAUUUCUGGUUGGGCCUGGUGGCAUGUGUGGGACCCUGGGCCCUGCAGCAGGUCGGAGGGCUGCUUCUCCCCGAGCCUGUCAGCCUGCCCACUUCCACACCUCUCACUUGAUGCCCUGUGAAUGGACCGUUUGAGUCUCGUGGGCCCUGCUCACUGUCCGGCUUGCCUCUGGCCUGCCCUGACCAGUAAUUUCCACUGAUGACUGGAAGUAUUCUAGCUUAUUAGAAUUCACUAGACUUUGUUCUUUGUAGGAAUUAAAGCUUGACUCCUAUUCAGGACCAACAGACCUAUGAUCCCUGGUGUGAUGAGAGUGGAAUUUGCUGUCCUGAAUAAGAAAAGCAAGUCAGGAAGCUUGGACCCUGACUCCACUUCAAGAGACACUGGAGAGAUGGAAGCCUUAGAACCUGGGAAUAAAAAGAGGGUCCUUCCCACAUGGAUGACAGCCCAGAUGGCUGAGAAGAGAAUGGCACCAAUGAAGACCCCCAAGAGGAGGAGAAUGGCAGCAGUGCCGGCGGCUGCUGCAGCCAGACUUCCUGUGCUGAAGACUGUGUACUGCAUGAACGAAGCUGAAAUGGUAGAUGUUGCCCUGGGCACCCUGAUUGAGGGCCGAAAACAGGAAGAGUGCUCAGAACAGCCGGCUCUGGCAGGCGCUGAUAAGGCAGAGCUCUCCCCAACCUGCUCAGCGUCACCCAGUUCUCCUGGGAGCAGUGAGGACGAGGACAAUGGGAAAGAUGCUCUUCCCCCAGGCCACAGCCCUUCUCAGGGGCCUGCUGGUUCUGACUCUGGCUGCAGCAGAAGCCCUGAGGAAGACGAGGAUGUGUUGAAAUACGUCAGGGAGAUAUUUUUUAGUUAAGGGACAAACUUCCCAGGACUUUCUGUCCAGAGUAGCUGCACGAAGCUGGGAUCCCUCCCUGCCUGGGGGCUGCCCUGGGACGCCGUGGGCCUUUUCCUCCUAGCUCCACAAUCCCUGGGCUGGGCAGAUUCACCUUGGAGCAGAAGCCCCAGGACACUCUGGGCCUUGGGAAGUGAGGCAUCAAAAUGAGCUCCUGUUGGAAUUCCUCUGCACUGUGGCCUCUCCCAGCUCAGGGGUCUGCAAUCCCAAUUUUCUGUUUUAUUCAGUUACCAGGGAAAAUGAGGUCAUGGUGGUCAGACUUAUUGGAACAAAAGAGUCAGCUUAAUAAUUUUAAAGAAAAAAAAGCAUGGCUGCUAGGUACACUGGAAUUCCUAUAAUUUAGUCAGCACGAUCUCUCCCUAAGGAGGAAGCCUAUUGUAAAAAUAGCUUCCAUCAUGAGGCAACCAGCCAGCCUGUGAGCCCUCAGUUGUCCAGCCCAGCUGCCCUCAGUGCUCUGCUCGGUCUGGGAGCUUGCAGCUCAGUGCGCAGAUGGGCAGCCUUCUUACCAGCCUCCUUACCAAUCAGACAGGCCUCCUGCCUGAGCUGCCACCUUCCUUCCACUUGGCAGCCUUCGCCUAGGUCCCUAGGCCGUCGUAAAGGGAGAGUGGGGCAGGACCCCAAAGGAGAACACUAAGGACAAGAGAUCACACCAGAGUCAUAUUUCUGCCUCUAUUCAGUGUGGCUUUUGACAGGCAUAGAAUGAGGCGAUCAUAUGCUGUACAGGUUUUCCAGUAAACAGGUGCUGAAAAAUAUACAACAUUCCCCAGUG
Messenger RNA from Diceros bicornis minor, 2606 nucleotides. RefSeq names its product cell cycle regulator of NHEJ (gene CYREN). The record is from RefSeq and is a predicted model, not a curated record. Lineage: Eukaryota; Metazoa; Chordata; Mammalia; Perissodactyla; Rhinocerotidae. The transcript is spliced from 3 exons. Gene Ontology annotation, biological process: double-strand break repair via nonhomologous end joining; negative regulation of double-strand break repair via nonhomologous end joining. Gene Ontology annotation, cellular component: nucleus; cytoplasm. Bases 1235 to 1798 code for a protein of 187 amino acids.